GAAAAAGAGCCUUUUGACUUUUUUUUUUAACCCCUCUCCCAUCCGGAUGGCUGAGUAGCAAACGUAGGCGACACCUUGAAAGGGACGAAGUUGGUCUGCAGUGACAAUUUCGUGGGUUCACAGUUGUGAGCGUGGGGCUUGGAGAUGGAACCCUGGUCCAGGUGGAAAACGAAACGGUGGGUCUGGGAUCUCACCAUCUCAACCCUCGCCUUGACCUUCCUCUUCCAAGCCAGAGAGGUCAGAGGAGCUGCUCCAGUUGACAUACUAAAAGCACUAGAUUUUCAUAAUUCUCCAGUGGGUAUAUCUAAAACAACAGGAUUUUGCACAAACAGAAAGAAUUCUAAAGAUCCAGAUGUUGCUUAUAGAGUUACAGAAGAAGCACAAAUCAGCGCCCCAACGAAACAGCUGUUUCCAGGUGGAAAUUUUCCUCAAGAUUUUUCAAUACUAUUUACAAUAAAACCCAAAAAAGGAACUCAAGCAUUUCUUUUGUCUCUAUAUAAUGAACAUGGUAUUCAGCAGCUCGGUGUAGAGGUUGGGAGAUCACCUGUUUUCCUAUUUGAAGACCACACUGGAAAACCCACACCAGAAAACUAUCCCCUCUUCUCAACAGUUAACAUCGCUGAUGGAAAGUGGCAUCGGGUCGCGAUCAGUGUAGAGAAGAAAACUGUGACAAUGAUUGUUGAUUGUAAGAAGAAAAUCACCAAACCCCUCGAUAGAAGUGAGAGAUCCAUAGUAGAUACCAAUGGAAUCAUGGUGUUUGGAACAAGAAUUUUAGAAACAGAUGUUUUUCAGGGUGAUAUUCAACAGUUCCUGAUCACUGGUGACCCCAAGGCAGCAUAUGACUACUGUGACCAUUAUAGUCCAGACUGUGACUUAACAUCCAAGGACGCUCAGGCCCAGGAGCCACAGGUAGAUGAGAAAAAGAAAUCCAAUUACACAAAGAAGAAGAGGACAGUGACCACUAACUCAAAGAAAAAAUCUAAAAAGCUCACAUCCCCCAAAUCUGAAAAAUUUGCAUCCAAGAAGAAGAAACGUUAUCAAGCAUCAGCCAAAGCCAAACUAGGGGUCCAGGCAAAUAUUGUGGAUGAUUUUCAAGAAUACAAUUAUGGAACAAUGGAAACGUACCAGACUGAGUCUCCUCGGCGUGUAUCAGGAUCAAAUGAGCCAAAUCCAGUUGAAGAAGGUUUUACUGAAGAAUAUCUAACUGGAGAGGAUUAUGAUGUCCAGAGAAACUUUUCAGAGGAUAUCCUAUAUGGAAACAAAGGAAUAGACGGCAGGGACUCUGAUCUUCUGGUAGAUGGAGAUUUAGGUGAAUAUGAUUUUUAUGAAUACAAAGAAUAUGAAGAAAGGACAACGCUCUCCCCUAAUGAAGAAUUUGGCCCAGGUGUCCCAGCAGAAACUGAUUUCACAGAAACAAGCAUAAAUGGUCAUGGUGCAUAUGGAGAGAAAGGACAGAAGGGGGAACCAGCUGUGGUUGAACCUGGGAUGCUUGUUGAAGGACCACCUGGGCCAGCUGGACCAGCGGGUCUCAUGGGUCCUCCAGGUCUACAAGGCCCUUCUGGGCUCCCCGGUGACCCUGGUGAUAGGGGCCCACCAGGACGUCCUGGCUUACCAGGGGCUGAUGGUUUACCUGGUCCUCCUGGAACCAUGUUGAUGCUACCAUUCCGCUAUGGGGGUGACGGCUCCAAAGGACCAACGAUCUCUGCACAGGAAGCCCAAGCUCCAAUUCUUCAGCAGGCUCGGAUUGCUCUCAGAGGCCCACCUGGCCCAAUGGGUCUAACUGGAAGACCAGGACCAGUGGGGGGUCCUGGUUCAUCUGGAGCCAAAGGUGAGAGUGGGGAUCCAGGUCCUCAGGGUCCUCGAGGUGUCCAAGGUCCUCCUGGCCCAACCGGAAAACCUGGGAAGAGGGGCCGCCCAGGUGCUGAUGGAGGAAGAGGAAUGCCAGGAGAGCCUGGGCCUAAGGGAGAUCGAGGGUUUGAUGGACUUCCAGGCCUGCCGGGUGACAAAGGUCAUAGGGGGGAAAGAGGUCCACAAGGUCCUCCUGGCCUUCCUGGUGAUGACGGAAUGAGGGGAGAAGAUGGAGAGAUUGGACCCAGGGGUCUUCCAGGUGAAGCUGGUCCACGAGGCUUGCUGGGACCAAGAGGAACUCCAGGACCUCCUGGUCAGCCUGGUAUUGCAGGUAUAGAUGGCCCCCAAGGACCAAAAGGAAACAUGGGUCCCCAAGGGGAGCCUGGACCUCCAGGUCAGCAAGGGAAUCCAGGACCUCAGGGUCUUCCUGGUCCACAAGGCCCAAUUGGCCCUCCAGGUGAAAAGGGCCCACAAGGAAAACCAGGGCUUGCUGGACUUCCUGGUGCUGAUGGGCCUCCUGGUCAUCCUGGAAAAGAAGGCCAGUCUGGAGAAAAGGGUGCCCUGGGUCCUCCUGGUCCACAAGGCCCUAUUGGCUAUCCGGGUCCCCGUGGAGUAAAGGGAGCCGAUGGUGUCAGGGGUCUCAAGGGAUCUAAAGGAGAAAAGGGUGAAGAUGGAUUUCCAGGAUUCAAAGGUGACAUGGGUCUUAAAGGUGACAGAGGCGAGGUGGGUCAAGUUGGCCCAAGAGGAGAAGAUGGCCCUGAAGGCCCCAAAGGUCGCGCAGGCCCAACUGGAGACCCAGGUCCUUCUGGCCAAGCAGGAGAAAAGGGAAAACUUGGGGUUCCAGGAUUGCCGGGCUAUCCAGGAAGACAAGGUCCUAAGGGUUCCACUGGAUUUCCUGGAUUUCCAGGUGCCAACGGGGAGAAAGGUGCCCGGGGAGUCGCUGGCAAACCGGGUCCCCGAGGUCAACGUGGUCCAACGGGUCCUCGAGGUUCAAGAGGCGCCAGAGGUCCCACGGGAAAACCUGGGCCUAAGGGUACUUCGGGUGGUGAUGGCCCUCCUGGCCCUCCAGGUGAAAGAGGCCCUCAAGGACCUCAGGGUCCAGUUGGAUUCCCUGGCCCAAAAGGCCCCCCUGGCCCUGCUGGGAAGGAUGGACUACCAGGGCACCCUGGACAGCGUGGAGAGACUGGAUUUCAAGGCAAGACUGGUCCACCAGGACCAGGAGGUGUGGUUGGACCACAGGGACCAACUGGUGAGACUGGUCCAAUAGGCGAACGUGGGCAUCCUGGCCCUCCUGGUCCUCCUGGUGAGCAAGGACUUCCUGGUGCCGCAGGGAAAGAAGGUGCAAAGGGUGAUCCAGGCCCUCAAGGUGUCUCUGGGAAAGAUGGACCAGCAGGAAUACGUGGUUUCCCUGGAGAAAGAGGCCUUCCAGGGGCCCAGGGUGCUCCUGGACUGAAAGGAGGAGAAGGUCCCCAGGGCCCACAGGGUCCAGUUGGCUCUCCGGGAGAGCGAGGCUCGGCAGGCACAGCAGGUCCAAUUGGUUUGCCGGGGCGGCCAGGUCCCCAGGGCCCUCCUGGUCCAGCUGGAGAAAAAGGUGCUCCUGGGGAAAAGGGUCCCCAAGGCCCUGCAGGUAGAGAUGGCAUACAAGGCCCUGUGGGUCUUCCUGGGCCUGCUGGGCCUGCUGGCUCUCCAGGAGAAGAUGGAGACAAGGGUGAAAUUGGUGAACCAGGCCAAAAGGGCAGCAAAGGUGACAAAGGCGAAAAUGGUCCUCCUGGUCCCCCAGGUCUUCAAGGACCUGUUGGUGCUCCUGGAAUUGCCGGCGGAGAUGGUGAGGCAGGUCCCCGAGGACAACAGGGAAUGUUUGGGCAAAAAGGUGAUGAGGGUGCUCGAGGUUUCCCAGGACCUCCUGGACCCAUAGGUCUUCAGGGGUUGCCAGGCCCACCAGGUGAAAAGGGUGAAGGUGGAGAUGUUGGACCCAUGGGUCCACCAGGUCCUCCUGGCCCACGAGGCCCUCAAGGUCCCAAUGGAGCUGAUGGACCACAAGGACCUCCAGGCUCUAUUGGUUCAGUUGGCGGCGUGGGUGACAAGGGUGAACCUGGAGAAGCAGGGAACCCAGGACCCCCUGGUGAAGCCGGCUCAGGUGGUCCCAAAGGAGAGAGAGGAGAGAAAGGAGAAGCUGGACCUCCCGGUGCUGCAGGUCCUGCUGGUGCUAAGGGACCACCAGGUGACGAUGGUCCCAAGGGGAACCCGGGCCCUGUUGGGUUUCCUGGAGAUCCUGGUCCACCUGGAGAGCCUGGUCCUGCAGGACAAGACGGUGUUGGAGGUGACAAAGGUGAAGAUGGAGAUCCCGGGCAACCGGGUCCCCCUGGUCCAUCUGGUGAGGCUGGCCCACCAGGUCCUCCUGGAAAGAGAGGUCCUCCUGGGGCUUCGGGUGCAGAAGGAAGGCAAGGCGAAAAAGGUGCUAAGGGAGAAGCUGGUACAGAAGGACCUCCUGGGAAAACUGGCCCUGUCGGACCUCAGGGUCCUUCUGGAAAGCCUGGUCCAGAAGGUCUUCGAGGCAUCCCUGGUCCUGUGGGAGAGCAAGGACUCCCCGGUGCUGCUGGCCAAGAUGGGCCCCCUGGUCCUCUGGGACCUCCUGGCUUACCUGGUCUCAAAGGUGACCCUGGCUCUAAGGGUGAGAAGGGACAUCCUGGUUUAAUUGGAUUGAUUGGCCCUCCUGGAGAACAAGGGGAAAAAGGUGACCGAGGACUUCCCGGGACUCAGGGUUCUCCAGGAGCCAAAGGAGACGGGGGUAUCCCAGGUCCUGCUGGUCCCAUAGGUCCUCCUGGUCCUCCAGGAUUACCAGGUCCUGCUGGCCCAAAGGGUAACAAAGGGUCGUCAGGACCCGCUGGCCAGAAGGGUGAUAGUGGCAUGCCUGGGCCUCCUGGACCUCCGGGUCCUCCUGGAGAAGUCAUUCAGCCGUUACCUAUUUUGUCACCCAAAAAAACAAGAAGACAUACUGAAAGUGUUCAGGCCGAUGCAGUGGAUAAUAUUCUUGAUUACUCAGAUGGAAUGGAGGAAAUAUUUGGUUCCCUUAAUUCUCUGAAACAAGACAUUGAACAUAUGAAGUUUCCCAUGGGUACACAGUCCAAUCCGGCCCGAACAUGCAAAGACCUGCAACUCAGCCAUCCUGACUUCCCAGAUGGUGAAUAUUGGAUUGAUCCUAACCAAGGUUGCUCAGGAGAUUCCUUCAAAGUUUACUGUAAUUUCACAGCUGGUGGUGAGACAUGCAUCUAUCCAGACAAAAAAUCUGAGGGAGUAAGAAUUUCCUCGUGGCCAAAGGAGAGACCAGGAAGUUGGUACAGUGAAUUUAAGAGAGGAAAACUGCUUUCAUAUUUGGAUGUGGAAGGCAAUUCCAUCAAUAUGGUGCAAAUGACAUUCCUGAAGCUCCUGACUGCCUCUGCCCGACAGAAUUUUACCUACCACUGCCAUCUGUCAACUGCCUGGUACGAUGUAUCAUCAGCAAGUUAUGACAAGGCACUCCGGUUUCUGGGAUCUAAUGAUGAGGAGAUGUCCUAUGAGAACAACCCACACAUCAAAGCAUUGUAUGAUGGCUGUGCGUCCAGAAAAGGCUAUGAGAAGACUGUGAUUGAGAUCAAUACUCCAAAAAUUGAUCAGGUACCCAUCAUUGAUGUAAUGAUCAAUGAUUUUGGUGAUCAGAAUCAGAAGUUCGGAUUUGAAGUCGGUCCAGUUUGCUUCCUUGGCUAAGAUUAGGACGAAGACCUUAAGAAACCAACAGAAAAAGUACCUUGGUGCCACCAACCCAUUUCAUGCCACAUGCAAGUUUUGAAUAAGGACCAUAUAGAUCAUGUGUUAGGAAUCACUGAUGCCUGCUGGAGGCACAAUCAGAGGAGCGAGGUUUUGGUAGUCCCAAUGGUGGAAGAUAGUGUGGCUGAGAUGGAUACAGGGCUGACUCUUGAUUUUCUACCCUCAUCUCUCCUUUCCCUAUUUGGAUUUCUUUGGUGCUGUAGAAAACAGAAAGAGAGAAAAUAUAUAUUCAUUUAAAAAACAUGGUGCUCAUUCCCAUCCAUCAGAGAUAUAGUAAAAAGUGUGUUUAAAAAUUGUAAUUAUUUUAUGUACAGUUCUACACUGUCAUCCGUGUGUCCAUUUCCAAAACUUGCACGUGACUCUGAAUCCCACCUAGCUCUAAUUUCAUGACAAUUUUGUGGAACUGUGAUGACAAUAAAUAUCAUGUUACAAAAACUAAGGUUGUAAUUUCUGAUUACUCUAAUUCCCUUCUUUGAUUAAUAAUAAAAUGCCUUUGUAUAUGUUGAUGUUGAAGAGUUCAGUUAUUUAAUGUCACAAACAAAUUUCAUACUGGGCCAAAGCCAGACUUUGAGGGGU
Molecule: messenger RNA, 6228 nt
Organism: Acomys russatus (golden spiny mouse)
Lineage: Eukaryota; Metazoa; Chordata; Mammalia; Rodentia; Muridae
Gene: Col11a1
Product: collagen type XI alpha 1 chain
Molecular function (GO): extracellular matrix structural constituent
Source: RefSeq, a predicted model, not a curated record